AUGUAUGUUAUUGAUAAUGUGGGUCCCGAUGAAUUGUUGUAUUUUUCUAUUUGGCAAAAAGUCAUGCGAGUUUUAUGGGGUCUGAUGCUUGUGACAUCUGUUUUCAUUUAUGGCUCACAUGCCCCUCUUGUAGUCUUGUGCAAAGUAAAUGGAGCCAUCCCUUUCAGUUCAUCUGCUGUUGUCCUUCUGAUUGAGUUGUCCAAGCUCAUAGUGUCCUCAUUACUUCUCUUGAUAUGGGAUCAAAAGUCAUUGGGAAUAUCAGUCUCUUGGCAUUUAGCUGCCCCAUAUGCCCUGCCUGCUUUUCUUUAUUGUGUGAACAACAAUUUAGUGGUUCACAUACAACACUUUAUGGACCCCAGCAGUUUCCAGGUCUUAAGUAACCUAAAAAUUGUCAGCACUGCAUUUUUAUACAGCUACUUCUUGCACCAAAAGCUUUCCAUAAAGAAGUGGUUUGCUCUAUUCUUGCUCACAACAGCUGGUGUAUUCUAUAGCUAUGGUGGUAUACAUGACCUUGAGAAGGUGUCUUCGCAAAGUCUCCUGUACAUUACCCUUCAAGGCCUCCUGCUAAUGCUGCUGUAUUGCCUUAUUUCUGGACUAUCUGCAGUUUACACAGAGAUGACUCUGAAGAAACAAGACAUACCUCUGAAUAUGCAGAACAUCUUCCUCUAUUCAUUUGGCAUAGCAAUGAACUUAAUAGCUCACAUAACAAGCAGCCCCCAGGACAGUUUUUUUGAUGGUUUUUCCAUUUGGGUGUGGAUAAUAAUUGUCAGCCAAGCCCUUAAUGGCCUCAUCAUGUCUGCCAUAAUGAAACACAGCAGCAAUAUUACUAGACUUUUUGUAAUUUCCUUUUCUAUGCUUGCAAAUGGACUUUUAUCUUACAUUCUUUUCCAGAUGCAGCUUACUGCUCUCUUUUUCUCGGCUGUCAUUCUCAUUGGCUUGGCUGUCUACUUGUAUUAUGGUGUUGCAUAA
Pelobates cultripes (western spadefoot toad) is the source of this 969-nucleotide messenger RNA. Lineage: Eukaryota; Metazoa; Chordata; Amphibia; Anura; Pelobatidae. The record is from the annotation of a GenBank genome assembly.